Messenger RNA from Volvox carteri f. nagariensis, 1278 nucleotides. RefSeq lists its product as uncharacterized. The transcript has 6 exons. The record is from RefSeq and is a predicted model, not a curated record. NCBI's taxonomy places the organism in Eukaryota, Viridiplantae, Chlorophyta, Chlorophyceae, Chlamydomonadales, Volvocaceae. Bases 1 to 1278 code for a protein of 425 amino acids. Gene Ontology annotation, biological process: protein dephosphorylation. Gene Ontology annotation, molecular function: protein serine/threonine phosphatase activity; cation binding.
AUGGCACCGAAGCGUAAGACAACAAUCUUUCGGCGUGCCCCGCGGGCGCCGCAAGAGCAAAUUGAGCGCUCAAACAUCACCAAAGCUCUCCAGGAUUGUUUGGCCGUGGAGGUUUUGCGACACGAGAGGGACCGCGAUGCGGAGCCAGUCAUGUUCUUCGGUGUUUUCGACGGUCACGGCGAGCACGGCGGUACUGUUGCUGCCCUGGCGGCGGAGCAGCUCCCCAUGUUCAUCCGGGAGCACCACACCCAGGUACUGCACCUACCGAAUGUAGAUCGAUGGCACAAGGCGGACGAUCCGGGCACCGCACUGCUAUCGGGCUUCGCAAGCACCCAGCAGUUCCUUCUACAACAGCCCGGGCUUGACUGCAGCCUGUCCGGUUGUACAGCUGUGGUAGCGAUGCUGGUCAGCGACACCUUGGUGGUGGCCAACGCGGGAGACUCCCGUUGCCUGGCAGGGCGGUUUGAGGCCAACACCGAGCUGGUGGCGUACGAGCUGUCCAAUGACCACACCCCUGGAUUGCUUCAUGAGGCCAACCGCAUCCUUGCAUCUGGGGGACGUAUCGCUCCCCUAGAGUUUGCAGGACGCAACGUAGGACCUCCACGAGUUUGGGAGCGAAAUUCAGAUCAGCCAGGCCUUUGUAUCACGCGUUCUCUUGGAGACACCCAAGCCAAACGACUGGGCGUGACGCACGUGCCUGAAUUGGCAACGUUCAAGCUUACGGCGGGUGACAGGUACCUGGCACUCGUGUCCGAUGGAGUCACCGAGUUCAUGGGAAGCCAGGAAAUUAUGGAGACCAUUCACAAACUGGCAUCAGCGGGCACAAUGCCGCAUGAGGUGGCUCGGAGGUUGGUGCGGGAGGCUCGUAACCGCUGGAGGGAAAUCGGCGAUGAGGGUGUCGUGGACGACUGUACGGCGGUAGUGGCAUACCUUGUCUGCGAGGACGAGGGAGAGGAGGAGGAAGCGACGAGGCACAAUAAGAGGAAGAAGAAAAAAACGGCCAGCAUUCGAGCCAGAAUCAUGGGCAUCAAGACUCCCCGGUACAGCGGCACUGACGAGUUGGGUGCUGCUGCCGGCGGCGGGGGCGGCGGCGGCGAGGGCGGCAGCGCCGGUGAGGGUGCUGGGAAUGGGGAACGUCCCAGCGAAGUGGCAAGGCAGCAAGGGCGCGGAAGGAUGUGGAGCCUUCAACGCGCAUCCGCUCUUUGGACUACGGUGCGAAGCGUGCUUGUUCCCAUCAAGCGGGAGGAGAUUCCCAAGGAGCAGGAGGUGGACGUCUGA